Messenger RNA from Durusdinium trenchii, 531 nucleotides. NCBI's taxonomy places the organism in Eukaryota, Dinophyceae, Suessiales, Symbiodiniaceae. The record is from the annotation of a GenBank genome assembly.
AUGUCGCAGGCCCUUCUUCCAAUCCAUCGGGCCCUUCUUAUUAGUACUUGCCCGGAUCUUAGCUGUUUGGGUGCCCCACGCGCAGACCUGGAACCGGUUUCACGAGGCAGUAAAAAGAGUUGGAUGCGAGCCGACCAGGGCGGAAUCCUCAUCGCUCUUUCGGAUAACCAGCUGAAGAGCUUCGGGCACAAGUGCGAUGAUGACGAGUGCGGCCCCAAGGCCGCGAGUGCACGUGCCGUUCCGGACGCCGAAGGCACUGAAGGGGCUCCGUUGAGCUUCUUCCAGGCAGGUGCGUCCAUGCAGCCGCGGGCUGUGGAUGCUGUUGUUCCAGAGCCCCCAGUCACAGGAGCUUCAUUGGGAGCUCAACAUGUGAUGACGGAGGUUUUCCCAGAGGCAGCACAUGUCGCCAACUUCAGUGGCUCCUUGUUGCAGCUGGCGCCACGCGCUGCGGGCACCACGUCACGCGAGGGCCAGGCCAGGAGUUUGGGCCUUGCGUACCACCGCAGAAUGCCAAGGAUGAGGAGGUCAUAG